UGGACAAGGCUGAAGGGAGAGGUAUAAAAGGUUCAGAUUUGAAUCAGUGGUAUACAUUUUUCUCACUAAUUAGGUUGGCUGGUUGGGCAGCAGCUUAGAAGUCAUUGGAUUUGUCAACUGUGGUUGACAUUAUGGGGUUUCUGUUAAGAUUGGUGGUGGCCUCCUUGCUAACAGUGGAGACAUGGAAAGUAAAAGCUUUAUAUAUGCCUUCAAUGGCUGUUGAGCCAGUCUUUCCAGUUGGAAAUCCAAGCAAACCACACACCACCCUAGAAGAGCUGAGCUAUGCACCAUGGCUUCCAAUGCCUCCUUUAGCCCUACCCCAGCAGAAACCAGACAUUGAUGAGCAUCAGUUUCCUAAUGAGCCCAAAUUCCCACUAGGUCUAGUCCAUGAGGUCCACCGACCAAUGCUUCCUUUUGAGCCAAAAUACCUAGUAGGAGGUCCAAUCCCUCAGGUCAAGCCACCAUGGUUUCCAGGAAAGCCUCCUUGUUCGUUUGUGAGUCCAGCAAGUCCUUGCAGGCCACCAGUGUACCCUGUUGAGCCCAAAUACCCAAUAGGAGGUCCAGUCCCUCAGGUCAAGCCACCAUGGUUUCCAGGAAAGCCUCCUUGUUUGUUUGGGAGUCUAGCAGGUCCUUGCAGGCCACCAGUGUACCCUGUUGAGCCCAAAUACCCAAUAGGAGGUCCAGUCCCUCAGGUCCAACCACUAAGGCUUCCUGUUGAGCCCAAUUACCCAAUAGGAGGUCUAGUGCCUCAGGUUGUGCCACCACAGUUUCCAGGAAAGCCUCCUUGUUCAACUGGGAGUCCAGCAGGUUCUUGCAGGCCACCAAUAUUCCCUUUUGGGCCCAACUACCCAAUACAGGGUCCAGUGGGCCAUGGACUUGAGCACUUGCUUCUGGUCAACUUGGAGCCUCCAAAAACCCAUGAAGAUCCCUUCUACCAUGGGUAUCCACCUAAGAGUCUUGGCUGUUGGAGCAAAUGGCCAUUUCUACCCUCAAGGCCUUGCUAGUUAAGGGCUUCAGAAGGUCCAGCAGCAGUAAAGAUUCUGAAUGAUAUUUUCUUUUCAAAAUAAAGAACUCUGUUUAAACAUGCA
Messenger RNA from Girardinichthys multiradiatus, 1088 nucleotides. Its product is annotated as proline-rich extensin-like protein EPR1. The transcript is spliced from 4 exons. Lineage: Eukaryota; Metazoa; Chordata; Actinopteri; Cyprinodontiformes; Goodeidae. Bases 132 to 1004 code for a protein of 290 amino acids. The record is from RefSeq and is a predicted model, not a curated record.